GUCUUCCAUCUCUUACUACCAUAUGUUCUGUACAUAUGUGCUUGUGUGUAUGUGAUUUAAGAAUUAACAUUUGUCUCAUUAUAAAUGCGGAAAACAUGUAAAAAAGACUGUAAAUGAGACGAAACUACCGUUGAUUAAACUUCUCGCGCAAGUUUCUUUCGUCGUCUUUUUUUCCUUUCAGCGAAGAACAUGUAUGUUUCAUUUGCUAAAUUUCAAGUGUAGAAAGUGUAAAUAACAGCGACCGUGGCUGUGAGAACGGUGUCUGUGCGCGUGGAAGGAAGAAAGAAAGAAAGAAAGGGAGAGAGAGAGAGAGAAAGAUUCAUUACAAAACAAGACCCGCGCGCGUGCUAUACAUAAAGCAGAAGAACAUAAAGCAACAUAAAGAUGGAAGCGAUGGAUACGACGGUGAGUCCGCAUCCGAGAAGAAUGCACAAUAGUUACGAGGAUGAGGAAGAGCGGAAACACUUUCAAAGGAUCGUCGCCGCGUUCAGAUAUUACAAAACACACUCUCUGCUACGGGUAAGAAAAACGGAAUCCUACUUUCUCAAUCUACCAACGCAUCAUCAGAAACUUUUAUCAAAGUACAAGGAGCAUUUACAAGAAGUAAAACGAUGCAUUGAGAAUAAUGAUCAAAUUAUAAAACUUAUAAUAAAGGAUGUAGCCCAUAUAUUUGAAAAUGUAUGCCCAUCUACUGCGCAGAUUGACAGCAUAUUAAAUCCACGGUCUGUUAUGGCAGAUCAAGAGAAAGUUCAAGCCACCAUUAGGCAAUUGGUUCGGGAUUGGAGUGUGGAAGGUGCCGAAGAACGAAAAGCAUGCUAUCAACCAAUCAUAGACGAAGUAUUAUAUCAAUUCCCAUUAGAACAUUGUACGCCUUCGGACGUGCAUAUUUUAGUACCUGGCGCAGGACUGGGUCGACUCGCUUUCGAAAUUGCGAAACGCGGAUACACUUGUCAAGGAAAUGAAUUUUCCUUAUUUAUGUUGUUUGCAUCAAACUUUGUAUUAAAUAAAUGUAGGGAUGUAAACUUGUAUCAAGUACAUCCAUGGGUACAUCAGUACACAAAUAACUUGAAACCGGAACACCAAACACAAGCGGUUUCUUUUCCCGAUGUAAGCCCAAGCGAUCUUCCGGGAACGGCGCAAUUCUCUAUGACUGCGGGUGAUUUUCUAGAGGUUUAUACGGAAGACAAUCAUUGGGAUUGCGUCGCGACAUGUUUCUUCAUAGACUGUGCCAAUAAUGUUGUGCAAUUUAUCGAGACAAUUUAUAAAAUUCUGAAACCAGGCGGAAUUUGGAUAAAUCUCGGACCGCUAUUAUAUCAUUUUAGCGAUUUACCGAAUGAAGAAUCGAUCGAGCCGAGUUACGAUUCGAUCCGUGACGUUAUUCUAGGUUUUGGCUUUCAAUUGGAGAAGGAAAAAAUACAGGUGAAAACUCGUUAUGCUCAGAAUAUUAAUAGCAUGUUACAAUGCGAAUAUAAUAGUGUAUACUUUGUAUGUCGAAAACCUCAUGAACCUGAUACCAUAAAUCGGAACGGCGCUGCAAGUAAUGGUGCGCAAGAACAAGAGAAUUGAAUAAAGCAAAUUAUUUUACAUGUGAAGAGAAAAGAGAGAAAAACAUAUUGAACGCUGAAAAAUUAUUAUUUAAGUGCACUCGAAUUUCUCAGACUGUGGAAAUAGUUCUGCGACUGCAUAAUACAUAAGACUUAUACUUUUUCUUCUUUUUUUAUCCUUAUUUUGUCAAUUUAUUCAAGACUCAUUACAAACAAGUUUUCAGUGGUACUAUGAUAGAUUGUGGUUUCAGUAUUUUUACAAAAGCAAUAGCCAUUUUGUAAAAUUUAUCAAUGUACCAUAACUCCAGAGAUAUCUAAUCUAGGUAUAUUUUGUUCAUUGUAUUAUAAUUGAAAUCAAAAGUAUAUACUCUGACAAAGGUUUAGAAAUAUUUAAAAACCAGUGAUUCUCAUAUAUAACUACACACACAUAUAUA
This is a messenger RNA of Camponotus floridanus (Florida carpenter ant), 1978 nucleotides long. RefSeq names its product carnosine N-methyltransferase. Gene Ontology annotation, molecular function: S-adenosylmethionine-dependent methyltransferase activity. Lineage: Eukaryota; Metazoa; Arthropoda; Insecta; Hymenoptera; Formicidae. The record is from RefSeq and is a predicted model, not a curated record. The transcript is spliced from 7 exons. Bases 385 to 1566 code for a protein of 393 amino acids.